Messenger RNA from Phacochoerus africanus (Common warthog), 977 nucleotides. RefSeq names its product crystallin beta B2 (gene CRYBB2). NCBI's taxonomy places the organism in Eukaryota, Metazoa, Chordata, Mammalia, Artiodactyla, Suidae. Bases 266 to 883 code for a protein of 205 amino acids. Gene Ontology annotation, biological process: lens development in camera-type eye; visual perception. Gene Ontology annotation, molecular function: structural constituent of eye lens. The transcript is spliced from 6 exons. The record is from RefSeq and is a predicted model, not a curated record.
AACCGCCUGACCAGCCUGGCGCGGCCGAAUCUGAAAGCUAAUGACAUUAUUGUGCAGAGACACAAUGUCUGUGGGCAUUUGCUGACCCGGGCUUUGGUGAGGGCUUAAUCCAGCAUUCUCGGCCCGCUUUCCACAGGGAUGCAGCAGUCACCCGUCUUGGCACCGGCACUCCUAGGGAAGAUAUAAAUGCCACCUCCCGCCUGCAGGCUUCACGGGCACUCUCAGGGGCUGGUGUCACUGGUCAUUCCUGCACAGACAGCCCACCAUGGCCUCAGACCACCAGACCCAAGCGGGCAAGCCGCAGCCCCUCAACCCCAAGAUCAUCAUCUUUGAGCAGGAGAACUUUCAGGGCCACUCGCAUGAGCUCAACGGGCCCUGCCCCAACCUGAAGGAGACGGGCGUGGAGAAGGCAGGCUCUGUCCUGGUGCAGGCUGGACCCUGGGUGGGCUAUGAACAAGCCAACUGCAAAGGGGAACAGUUUGUGUUUGAGAAGGGUGAGUACCCCCGCUGGGACUCCUGGACCAGCAGUCGGAGGACGGACUCCCUCAGCUCCCUGAGACCCAUCAAAGUGGACAGCCAGGAGCAUAAGAUCAUCCUCUAUGAGAACCCCAACUUCACCGGGAAGAAGAUGGAGGUCAUAGAUGAUGACGUGCCCAGUUUCCACGCCCACGGCUACCAGGAGAAAGUGUCUUCUGUGCGGGUGCAGAGUGGCACAUGGGUCGGCUACCAGUACCCCGGCUACCGCGGGCUGCAGUACCUGCUGGAGAAGGGUGACUACAAGGACAGCGGUGACUUCGGGGCCCCCCAGCCCCAGGUGCAGUCUGUGCGCCGCAUCCGUGACAUGCAGUGGCACCAGCGCGGCGCCUUCCACCCCUCCAACUAGCACCCCAUCUCCUCCUUCCUGGGGGGCCUGGCCCACUGCCCAGGAUCCCACCAGUCAUCCUGGCGAGUGAAUAAAGUGUGACUUGCAACUUGUC